Ogataea parapolymorpha DL-1 is the source of this 1662-nucleotide messenger RNA. RefSeq lists its product as uncharacterized. The coding region runs from base 1 to 1662 and encodes 553 amino acids. NCBI's taxonomy places the organism in Eukaryota, Fungi, Ascomycota, Pichiomycetes, Pichiales, Pichiaceae. Gene Ontology annotation, cellular component: nucleus. The record is from RefSeq and is a predicted model, not a curated record. The transcript has a single exon. Gene Ontology annotation, molecular function: protein binding; protein-lysine N-methyltransferase activity. Gene Ontology annotation, biological process: peptidyl-lysine monomethylation.
AUGAAGUUACAAAAUUCUUUAGAAAACUUGCUCAAGUGGUCUAAAUCACAUGGUGCGUACUUCGAUAAUGUUGAGUUUGCUAUCGAUAGAGAUAAGGGUGUUCACGGUACUUUGAAAAAUGAAGUCACUUUCGAUGAACCUCUCAUUAUAGUGCCCGAAGCCCUUUUCAUUACACCAGAAUUGGCGAAAGGAGUUUUUGGCCUUGACAACCCCAUAGAUGAUCUCAGCUUAUUGCUAUUAGCAAAACUCAAAUUUGACAAGAAAGAGACGCUUAUUGAUGGUAACAGCUUGUCAACAAUGUAUGAACCAUACAUUGCAUUUCUUCCAGAUUCCUGUUUAGAGGUUGGGCUUCCAUUAUUCUGGACUGAUCACGAGCAAGAACUAUUAAAAGGUACAGAUGCCUACCCAAGAUUGAAGCGAACCCGAGAAGAGCUUUUUGAAAGAUGGAGCUCUCUCAUGUCACUAUUAAACGAGCAAAAGAAACUGGAUCUUGUUAUGAAAGAAGCCCCGCUGUGCAAGGAUUCUUUAUCUUGGAAGAGUUUUGAAGCAUUCUCAUGGGCAUACUCUAUUUAUUGUACGAGAGCAUUCCCCAACUUCUUGCGUAAACAGAGUGAGAGAAGCCUCAAUAUAGGUUUCUUAUGCCCAAUAGUUGACCUCCUGAACCAUAAAAACGGCGAAAAAGUAACAUGGACGUGCGAGGAUAACAGUUUUGUGUUCAAGGCCUCAGCCAAGCGUAUCAGAGCUGGAGAAGAAAUUUACAAUAAUUAUGGAAACAAGUCUAAUACUGAUUUGCUUCUCAAUUAUGGGUUCAUUCUUAAUGAUAACGAGUCGGAAACAACAACGUUAACGUUAAAGGUUGAAGAGAGCGUAAUUGAGGCUGGAACUAAAUUUGGCCUAAAAUUGCCCGAGGGUACAUCCGCCAAUGGCAUAUGUUUUAACCUUUCACUUGUCACUCCUCUUCCGAAGGACUUGUUACGAUUUAUGGGUUUCCUACAUCAACUGUCAAGCGAAAAAAAUCAGUAUACCUUGAGGAUGCAUCUUGAAGGAAUUUCGAGAUUACGAGACAUUCUAGCUUCUCGUAUAACCACCUUUAGAUCCUGGAAGAUCGGAGAGCACGCGAAUACCAAUAAAAACAUCAUAGAGCUCGUUAAAUGCUACCGGUCUUCUCAAAAAUCACUAUUUCAAAGAGCGUAUGAAUUGUGUGAUUCCACCGAAAAAUCACUGAUACAAAAGUACAAACCACUAUCUUUGCAAAGAGCUCUCAAAGUAGACCCUGAAUUCGCGCAGCGUCUGACUUUCAUUUUCGGAACUAACAAAAUCGACGAAAUUGAAAAGAAAGGCCUCUCCGACCAAGUUUUACUAUUAUUCAUAAUGAGAUGCAGGAAUCUCAGGCCUGCCGGAGACUCCCCGUUGCGAUUCAUCAGUGAUGCGUAUGAGAAUGUCAGGGCCACUAUCGAAAUAACCAAGGAAGACGUUUUGGAAUACUCCGAUUUAUAUCACUCACUUUUCCCCUAUCUUAGCCACAAGAUUCCUGAAAUAUUUGCGGUUGGAGAUUAUAGUGCCAGAUCCAUGAUCAUCGCAGGGACUGUAGUAGAUAGAAUUGUGUUCAAAAGAAAGGUGAAUGGGGAGCUUUACUUGUUACAAAAGAUCAUAUUGGAAUAA